Molecule: messenger RNA, 2594 nt
Organism: Sinocyclocheilus rhinocerous
Lineage: Eukaryota; Metazoa; Chordata; Actinopteri; Cypriniformes; Cyprinidae
Product: C2 calcium-dependent domain-containing protein 4C-like
Exons: 2
Coding region: 153-1418 (421 amino acids)
Source: RefSeq, a predicted model, not a curated record
CAGACAGGUGUCAGCUGUCUUUAACUAUUGCUUUUUAGUGUUAGCAAUGUGUUAACAUAGUGUCAGAAUCUCCCAAGAAUCCAUUGGGUGACAGUGUACCCAAAGUAGCAAGGAGGGUGCAAUUGCACAUCUCUCCCAGACCCCGCCGAGAGAUGUGGCUGCUGGAAAAGAUCCGCGGUUCAGUGGAGGGAAAUGUUCUCCGGCAGGGAGACUCGGCUGACAAACACAGCAAAGCCCCAACCUACAGCAACGUCCUCACCCCUGACAAGAUUCCCGAUUUCUUUAUUCCGCCCAAAUUGGUGUGCUGCCCCCCAGAAGAGGAGACGCCCGAAAUGAAGCCAAAAAACGGGCUCCAUUCUUCCACGUCCGAGCAGACCAUAUGCUGCAAGAUGCCACAGGGCAGUCCGCGCAGCCCGCGCCUCAUUAACAAGCUGGCUGGAGACACCAAGAACUUGCUCAAAGCUGCAAACCGCCACAUCAUCCAGGUUGAGAGCGCAGAUGACUUGGUGGUCGGGGAAGUGGGCGACCUCAACACAAACGCUGACCCCCAGUCCCAGACGGCCAUGUCCUUGCCCUAUGUACCCAAAGCGCAAACCUCCUACGGUUUCGCUACGCUCAUGGAAAGUCCUCACACGAGACGUAAAGAGUCCCUCUUCCAUAGCGACCCCACAAGUCCGCUCACCUCGCCCAACACCCAACGCAAGUCGCAGGGCAACCACUUAAACCCCAGUGACUGUAACACCUCCCAUUCCAACCCCUACCGGUACUUCAGCGGAGGGGAGAGCGACACUUGCUCCUCGGCCGAGUCCUCCCCGUUCAACUCCCCUCUGUUGUCCCGUUCCGCAUCCCUCCUCAAGAUGUUCACCCACGAAACCAAAGCCAAAGUGUCCCGGGCCAAGCGCUCCUUCGGCCGGCACAGCUCUCUCUCCACAGAUGAGUGCAGCUCUGUGGAGACCAGCCCGAACAUUCAGAGGCGCCUCCGUUGCCCUCCUUCUCCGGCAUUCCGAGGACGGAAACACGGAGGCAACAUGGAUCGCUUCACGCAGCACACCAUCAACCUCCACAAGGGAGGAACUCUACGCAUCUGCACAGACUACGACAUCGACGCCUCCAGGCUUCACGUCCGCGUGCUGGCGGCCGAGGCUCUCUACGAUAAGCAGUACGAUGCGAAGAGCAUCAACUGUUGCGUGGCUCUGUACCUGAACCCGGGAAAGCUCCAGAAACAGCGGAGCACCAUUAUCAAGAACAGCCGCAACCCUGUCUUCAACGAGGACUUCUACUUUGACUCCCUUCCGGUUGUGCAGGUGAAAAACCUCGCCAUCAAGAUGAAGGUAGUCAACAAAGGCACCAGUCUAAAGAGAAAUACCUUAUUGGGAGAGAGGGAGGUACCCCUGAAAGAGUUACUUUCUGGGAUCUAGAGGUCAGAUGUUGUCCUCCAGACACACCAAUGCGGUCUCCACCUAACAGAACCAGACAAGGAAAUAUCCCAGCUUUGAGUCCUCAAAGUGAUUUGGUCCCUUUGGUUGCAGAACUCUCCAACUAACUGUGUGCAGCUUCCCAACAUGUUUACCAGCAGUGAGAGUGAAUGGAUGUACAGUACUGUAUGUGUGAGAUAUUCUGUAAAUUUGGUUCAUGAGUGUACAGGCAUGCUUCGAUUGUAUACAUGUGAGUUCCCAGGGUUUGUGUUUGUUGAGACCAGUGUCUUCUUGAUUCCAGACCCUGCUGGGUCUCACUGUUGGAGACACAGAUAGAUAAAACAGCUCCCCAUCCACAUGGCAUAUCUUGACAACAAAAGCACAUUAUUGUAGACUGACGCUUUGAAGUCACUUAAGGCCAGAUGCAAAUGCAUGCUUCAUCAGCCGUUUGAGCCUUAAAAUGACGAGAAUGACAAAUAUAUAUUUGUCCCCCAUAUUGCUAUAAUAACAGUGUUUUGCCUUAUGCCUCUUUAAUUCCGCUCUUGAGACUGUGACAUUUCUCUCAAUCUCACUGUAAAACUGGACUUUUGAUGUUUGUUUUUUUUUCUUUUUGAACGCUGAAUCUGUGAAGUUAAAAACACCCUUCAGCCUUAUUGAGUGACAAGCUGCUCACUUUGAGUGACACUGAACUUUUUAGAUAGGGAGUGAUUCAUGAUUGGACAGAGCAUAUGACAUCAUCAUGAAUGUCAAGACAAUGUGAUUUCUGUAAAUAGAAGGCUCUUUUAAAUCUGCUUCUGUGUAGCUGCAUCUGAAAUCGCUCCCUAUUCCCUAUAAUGUUGACUAAAUAUUACGCAGUUUGGAGAAAGAGUUCAAAAUACUACUGGAAACAAAUGUGCCAAAAAUUACCAUGGUAUUACCAUGUUUUUUUGGACAUGCUUGUGACAAUGCUAUGACAUUUUUUGCAGUUACUUGGAUUGGCAUGGGUUCUUGGGCAUGUACCAUAGUUUUGACAUUUACCACGGUGAUUUAUAUGAAAAUGGUAACCAUGCAGUACCAUAGUAUAUGUCAGAGUAUUGUAGUAUUACGAUACCUGAUCUAAUACCUUUGCUUUACCAUGGUAAUAUCAUCGUUUUUUGGGCAUGUACUGUGGAAAUACCUUGCUUUUGGACAAGUACCAUG